Molecule: messenger RNA, 2396 nt
Organism: Limulus polyphemus (Atlantic horseshoe crab)
Lineage: Eukaryota; Metazoa; Arthropoda; Merostomata; Xiphosura; Limulidae
Product: 5'-AMP-activated protein kinase subunit gamma-1-like
Exons: 15
Coding region: 1-1080 (359 amino acids)
Source: RefSeq, a predicted model, not a curated record
AUGUUUUAUCGAUGUUUUAAACUUCCAGUCGAUACAGUUUGCCAUAGGAUUGACAUUGAGGACCUUGGAGAGGAUGAAGAGCUAAUAGUUUACAAGUUUUUUCAACAUUUCUGCUGUUAUGACCUCAUUCCCAUUAGUGCUAAACUGGUUGUGUUUGAUACUCAAUUGCCGGUGAAGAAAGCUUUUUUUGCCCUAGUUCAGAAUGGAGUUAGAGCAGCACCUUUAUGGGACAGCACGAGACAGGAAUUUGUUGGAAUGUUGACUAUCACAGACUUCAUUCACAUUCUGAGGACAUAUUACAAGUCACCUCAAACCCAUAUGGAAGAGUUAGAAGAACACAAGUUGGAAACCUGGUUAAAUGUCUUGAAGACUAAAUUAAAACCUCUCUAUACUAUUAGACCUGAAGCAAGUUUAUACGAAGCCAUAAAAACUCUCAUUCAAGGGAAAGUCCAUCGCUUACCUGUGAUAAAUCCUCAUACAGGGAAUGUCUUGUACAUCCUCACACACAAAAGAAUUCUCAAGUUUCUCUUUCUAUAUCUUUUUGAGCUUCCGAGACCAAGCUACCUCAAUCAAACGUUGAGGGAACUCAAAGUAGGAACAUAUGAGAACAUUGCUACAAUCAAAGUGAGCACUCCAGUUAUCUUAGCUCUGAAUCAAUUUGUAGAGAGAAGGGUCUCGGCUUUACCCGUAGUGGAUGACCAGGGGAAAGUAGUGGAUAUAUAUGCAAAAUUUGAUGUUAUCAAUCUUGCAAUUGAAAAAACUUAUAAUAACUUGGACAUAACUGUGAAGAAGGCAUUAGAGCACAGAGAUCAGUGGUUUGAGGGAGUAUUGAAAUGUAAAACAGAUGAUACACUUGGAGUUGUAGUGGAAAGGAUAGUGAGAGCUGAGGUGCACAGGCUAGUAGUUGUUGAUCAAGAUGACCAUGUUGUUGGCAUGGUUUCCCUUUCAGACAUAUUGAAACUGUUCAUACUUCAACCAGCAGGGGAAGAAAAAACUACGAAGAAGGAAGAAUGCCCAUUCAAAAAAGAUACUUUAACAGAGUCAAAUUACAACGAGCAGAGUAAUAGAAUAGAAAAAUGAUGGGCAACAUUAGUUGACUGAUUAUAUUUGAAUAUAUAUAUAUAUAUAUAUUAAUGCUUUUUAAAAUGGACAGUGUUUGAAAUACAUCAUUGCAUUUUGCCAUAAAAAAACUGGCAACCAUUUGCCAAAUAGAUAUUUAAACGUGUUGCAUUUAUUACUGUUGAAUUAAGGCUUAGUUCAUUUUAGUUAAGGAUUCUGUUGUACGCACUAUCUUACAGUAACUAAUAUAGUGUUGCAACUUUGUUCUUUCAUUGGGUGGGUUCUUUUAAAUUAUUUAAUGAAAAUAAAGCCAAGUCUAAACCAUAUAGGGAUAAAAAAAAUCUGUUUAUUUCCUCCUUAACAUUGGCUAGUAUCAGUAUAACUUGUACACAGUUGUAACUUGUAGGCCUAAGUUUAUAAAUGAUGCUCAAACGGAAAUACAAUGUUAAUUGUACAACGACAGACGUAGAAAUAAACGUGUACUAUUUCAUGCUGGUCGAUCACACAAGUGAGUAACGCAAUAACUAACACUUAACUCAAUACUACACUAGAACUAGAUCUUCAAUGGAUGGCUGGAACUAUACCAACUAAAAAUAAAAUAUGCUAAUAUACUACUAAUUUCAAUUCACUGGCCCGCUCGUAUUUAUAUCUGAUGUCUCAUUCUAGUUAUUUAUUGAAGUUACUAGAUUGUUUUUCAAUUAAAUCUAGAAUAUUCUAAGUAUUUUAUGCCUACUCCCACAAAGUUAUUUGAUCUUAACGCCAUCUAGCUAACAUCCGAAUUAAAGCAUUGAUAAUAUAGCCCACAACAAUAGAUUGAAUCAAUACUUUUUCUGUAUCUUACUAGAAGGUAUGUGUGCUUUAAAAUUUUCUUUCAAUAAUUGGAUUUUAAUGUUGUGUUCUAACAUUCUUCGGAUCAAGCUUGUAGUUGCUUACUGGUUUCAUUUAAUGCACUUAUAAAUUUUACUUUAGGCCUAGCUAUGCAAUGUAUCUUAUCGGAGAUGUUUAAUUGAGAAAAGUCAUUUUUUGUCAUAUUCAUACCAGAAAAGCAAACACAAACUUGCAAUUAAUGUUUCUUAGACUUAGAGAUACCACGAUCGAGAAUGAUUUAUUUCUUGGACUUAGGCCUAAACUGUUUUAGAGUUUACUCGGUAGUUGUUCAACUAAGCAAAAUAGUUUUUGUUUAUUUGCUUUUUAUUUCCACGUUAAACAAAUGUUGGUCCUCAUUGUAUAUAAACUGUGUGUAUAUUAAUUAUUGAAAAACUUUGUAUUGUACUUAGAUUGUUUGUUUUUUAUCAAUUAUAGAGCACAAGGAAUUAAACAUCUGUGUAGCACAAUGA